This is a messenger RNA of Drosophila willistoni, 1353 nucleotides long. Its product is annotated as outer dynein arm-docking complex subunit 4. Gene Ontology annotation, molecular function: protein binding. Gene Ontology annotation, cellular component: cytoplasm. The record is from RefSeq and is a predicted model, not a curated record. The coding region runs from base 1 to 1230 and encodes 409 amino acids. The transcript has 2 exons. NCBI's taxonomy places the organism in Eukaryota, Metazoa, Arthropoda, Insecta, Diptera, Drosophilidae.
AUGUCUAAUAGCGUCUUGAAUACCAUUCUGGCUGUGGACAAAGAGCAGGAGUUACUCCAAAGUUUCACACGGACAGGAGCGAAUGCCGAGGAGGAAUUAUUAGAGGAAGCGAACAAAAGGUCAAAAGGUCGUGGGGGUCGUCGCAGUUCCUAUAAGCCACCCAUUUGGGAUCGCCGGGACUCUUAUGGCGUUGGUGGACGCAAAUCCUCCGGCGAUCGUGGUGGUGCACGUGGUGGCAAAAAUGCCGAUGGCGAUGGCACCGACUUGGCUGGGACAAAGCGUGGCAAUCGCAUUGAAGCCGAACUGAGGGCGGCACGUAAACGCAUCGAGGAACAGAUCCUUAAAAAGAAGAAGCCAAAGGAAAAUUUCGUUGACUUCUAUACGGACAAGGAUCGAGCGGCUGCAGUCAGUGCGGGGGCAUUUGAUAUUAAGCAAAGUUUGCAAAUUAAGCAGAAACAGGAUCGUAAUGAGGCUCUGCUUAUACCAGAUGAGGCUGAUCUUAGUUCUGUGAUUGCGUUGGGUCUGAAAGAGAUUAAGAAUGCCAAUCCCGAGAAUGCCAUCCAUUUCUUUUGCAAGGCUCUGGAACUUAACAGCACGGAUAUAAAUGCUUUGAUAUCGCGGAGUAAAUGUUAUUUGCUUUUGGGUGAAUCGGCCAAGGCUCUGCAGGAUGCCGAGACCGCUUUGGCUGAGGAUAAGAACAACAUACGUGCCAUUUACCAAAAGGCCGAAUCUCUCUACUAUUUAGGUCAAUUCGAACAGAGUCUUAUGUUCUUUCAUCGCGGCCUGCGUGCUCGCCCCGAAUUGGCUUCGUUUCGCCUAGGCGUACAAAAAACUCAAGAAGCCAUAGAGAAUACCAUAGGAGCCAAGACCAAAGCCACUGCGGCUCCACCCAAGAGUAGCAGAAAUCGCAAAUCCGAUGAGGAAACUCCCAAAUUCCAAGGAGCAUCAACACAACCAACCCUGCGAAAGCCCACCAAAGCGGAUCUAGAGCGUAGAAAUGCACGCAAAUUGCUGGGAGAAUUGUGUGUGGAUAAGGAAUAUCUGGAGAAGCUACUGCUUCAUCCAGAUCUAGUGCGUGCCGACACGAACACAGAGAAUAUAUCAACCUUUGCCAAGGAGGCAGUUGCCUUUCUUAAUAAACGUCAAGAGUUUUGGCGUCAGCAAAGACCUUGCACCGCUUUGCCAAAUCACAAGAAUCUACCCAAUGAUGCUUUACCCAAGUGGUUUUAACUUAAUUUGAUUGUUUAGUUACAUGUACUAGUUAGUUAAUACACCAUUUAAUCAACUAAAAACAUUUUUUGUUUUUUUUCUUUUGAAUGCAACAGAGAUACAAUAUUGUGUGUAGCCUUUCGU